GAAAGAGAGAGAUUUAAGCACACAAGCCCAACCAAAGUCAACGCCAAAAGCUGCGAUUUUUUUUUCCUUCUCUCGCCGCCCGCGCGCGCGCUCUCCGGCGACCAUGUCCGCGCGCCCCCCGCCGCCGCCGCGCCCGAGGCUCGCGCUGCCGCCGCGCUCGGCCGCCGAGUCGCUCUUCACGGGCGCCGGCGACGCCAGUCCGGGCCCCCUCACCCUCGCCUCCGCGCUCUUCCCCUCCGACCCCGACGGCGGCGGCGGCGGCGGCGGCGUCAUGACGUCGUCCUCCUCCUCCGCCGCGGGGGCCACGAGCUUCACGCAGCUGCUCAUCGGCAACCUCUCCGCGCCUCCUCCUCCUCCUCCUCCUCCGCAGCAGCAGCAGCAGCGUGAGGCGGCGCGAGGAGGCGGGGUCGCGAGGGCCGGGCCGGCGCUGUCGGUGGCGCCGCCGCCGACGGCGGGGUCGGUGUUCACCGUGCCGCCCGGGCUCAGCCCCUCCGGCCUUCUCGACUCCCCCGGGUUGCUCUUCUCGCCGGCCAUGGGGGGUUUUGGGAUGUCGCAUCGGGAGGCUCUUGCCCAAGUCACAGCCCAAGCAAGCCAUUCUCCACUCAGAAUGUUCGAUCACACUGAACAACCAUCAUUCUCAGCAGCUCCAACAUCAUCUGAAGCUAUGCAGCAUAUGAAUGCAGCAGUUAAUAUGACAGGAAUUUCAGACAUGGUCAUGGGUCCAACAAACAAUGAGAAUGUAGCCUUUCAACCUGCUGAGGCGUCUCAGAGGUAUCAAGUCAAUGCCCCUGUUGAUAAGCCUGCCGAUGAUGGCUAUAAUUGGCGGAAGUAUGGUCAGAAGGUGGUGAAAGGCAGUGAUUGCCCAAGAAGCUAUUACAAAUGUACUCACCCCAAUUGUCCGGUCAAGAAAAAGGUAGAGCAUGCAGAAGAUGGUCAGAUAUCUGAGAUCAUAUACAAAGGCAAACACAAUCACCAACGUCCACCAAACAAGCGGGCAAAAGAUGGCAGCUCUUCAGCAGCUGAUCAAAACGAGCAAUCUAAUGAUACCGUGUCUGGUCUGUCAGGUAUUAAGAGAGAUCAGGAAGCUAUAUAUGGAAUGUCUGAGCAACUAUCUGGUUUAAGUGAAGGAGAUGAUAUGGAUGAUGGUGAAUCAAGGCCACAUGAAGCAGAUGACAAAGAGAGCGACAGCAAGAAAAGGAAUAUACAAAUUUCUUCACAGAGGACUUCAGCGGAAGCUAAGAUUAUUGUGCAAACAACCAGUGAGGUUGAUCUUUUGGAUGAUGGUUAUAGAUGGCGCAAGUAUGGGCAGAAGGUGGUUAAAGGAAACCCUCAUCCAAGGAGUUACUACAAGUGCACCUAUGCUGGAUGUAAUGUUAGGAAACACAUUGAGAGGGCUUCGUCAGACCCUAAGGCUGUCAUAACAACUUAUGAAGGAAAACAUAACCAUGAACCACCGGUUGGUAGGGGAAACAACCAGAAUGCGGGAAAUGCGGCCCCUUCAAGCAGUGCACAACAGAAUAUGCAGAAUUUGUCUAGUAAUCAAGCUUCACUUACAAUGGCAGACUUCAACAACAUUAACCAGAGGCCAAUUGGGGUCUUACAGUUCAAAAGCGAAGAAUAACACCGUCAACUGACUUUCUUGGGACCCCGGUUGCUGAAGUGGCACACUGGUAUUUGGUUGAUUUCUUCAGGCAAAUAUUGGAUGCCUGCAAUUCUAAUAGUCACACUGUUCCAAACGUUCAAGAAGUAAUACAACAAUAUCAUUGUCUGCAAUUUUCCUACCGAUACACAGAAUUACUGAAACGACACCUAGCCUUUCUAGCUUGUACAUGCUGUUACUUUGAAGCAUAAACUCAAUAUAACACCAGCUAGGUGGAUGUGCAGAUGGACGGGUCGUAAUCAUAUACAUGUUUACUUUGUAAUUUGUUUAUCAAUCAAGCUCCUGCAUUGUAAUAAGAUUGAAUAGAGAAGUGAAAUGUACAGAUGCUUUCCCGUAUUUCUGUAUAUGUUGUAAUUUGUAGAAGAGUAAAUCAACAAAAGAAGGUAUACUGUGGACAAUAUAUUAAGAUUCUUUCUCAAACUUUAAUCCAAAUUGCUUGUGCUAGGUAUCCAA
Messenger RNA from Oryza sativa Japonica Group (Japanese rice), 2113 nucleotides. RefSeq names its product probable WRKY transcription factor 3. NCBI's taxonomy places the organism in Eukaryota, Viridiplantae, Streptophyta, Magnoliopsida, Poales, Poaceae. Gene Ontology annotation, biological process: regulation of DNA-templated transcription. The record is from RefSeq and is a predicted model, not a curated record. Gene Ontology annotation, molecular function: DNA-binding transcription factor activity; sequence-specific DNA binding.